AUGGCUUCCGGCACGAGCCUGCAUCGCAUAUUUGAAAACCCGUUGCCUGAAAACCCAACGCUUAUGCAAUCCCUUUCGUUGAACCAAAUUAGAACCAUCAGACCCACUGACGAUUCCUCCUUUACGGAGUUAUUUGGUGAACUCCAUUUCAAGGAGAGUCCUCAACCCUCCUCUUCAUCUCCCUUUCUUCCAACUUCACCAUCAUUAGACCUUGGCUCUGACAUAAACCAAACCUCUGUUGCAAGCACCCCAGAGGAUCUUGAUUUCGAGAAUCCAUUGCCACAAAGCCCAACUCUGCUUGAAUCCCUCUCGUUCAAUAAAAUUAGAUCCGCCAGACCCGUUGACGGAUCUUCGAUUACUGAAUUAUUUGGUGAACUCCAUUUCAAUGAAAGUCCUACACAAUCCCCUUCUUCCUCUGACCCUGUUUCUACUUCACCAUCAACAGGCCUUCAAAAGCCUGAUCAUAAAGAUGUUCUCAACUCAAAACAGAGCACACCGGAAUCAAAACAUAUCAUACGUCACAAGAGUAGCGAUAGUUUUUCAUCUUUUAAUUCUGAUAGUCUGCAUUUUUGCACAGAGGGCCUCGGUUUUGAGAGCUCAGACGAUACGGAAGAGUUGAAAGCAGGAAUGGAUGAGUGUUGUUGGGAAACUCAAAGCGAGAAAGUGGGUAUCAAGAAGAAUAAUUUCGCUCCAGAAGAUUCAUAUGGAGAGUGCAGAAAGUCAAGGAUCAGGGGGCUGGAGUUCCCUCCUCCUAUUUCAUGCAUAGGGAGCACUGGGAAGCCUUGGGUUUGGUUCAAGUCUUACAGGGACAAAGGUAGAUUUGUUUUGAAAGAAAUAAGAAUACCCACACGGGAGUUUCUUUACGCUAAUAGAGAAGAUGGAAGGCUGAAGCUGCGCUUUGUGCUGCCGGAUGAUGAGUUUCUGGAAGAACAGAAUGAGGAAGAGAGGAUGAUGAUGAUGCAGAAAGUAGAGACGAGGAAGAAAAAGAUGAUGAUAUAGCAAGUAUAGAUGAGGAUGAAGAGAACACGGAAAAAGAAAAACUUUGAUUGUGUAGGAGAUCAGGGUAACGAAGUAUGAGGGAUUGAUGCGGGAGCCAAUUCAUGAAACGUAGGAAGGCUAAAAUAAAAUCUAC
Molecule: messenger RNA, 1132 nt
Organism: Neltuma alba
Lineage: Eukaryota; Viridiplantae; Streptophyta; Magnoliopsida; Fabales; Fabaceae
Exons: 1
Coding region: 1-999 (332 amino acids)
Source: RefSeq, a predicted model, not a curated record